Messenger RNA from Sesamum indicum (sesame), 1376 nucleotides. RefSeq names its product ribose-phosphate pyrophosphokinase 4. Gene Ontology annotation, molecular function: magnesium ion binding. The record is from RefSeq and is a predicted model, not a curated record. Lineage: Eukaryota; Viridiplantae; Streptophyta; Magnoliopsida; Lamiales; Pedaliaceae. Gene Ontology annotation, biological process: 5-phosphoribose 1-diphosphate biosynthetic process; purine nucleotide biosynthetic process. Gene Ontology annotation, cellular component: cytoplasm; ribose phosphate diphosphokinase complex.
GAAAAGUGGUAGAAUUCGAAGGAAAGUAGUAGCGACAGAGGAGUAGUGUAUAGUGGAGCGGAAAGCGAAGGGGGCCUAUAUAUAUCGUAGGCGUGGGUCUCACUGCAGGGCGACGGAGAGGGGUUUAAAAGCAGCAUUGCUUGCUGCUUCUCUUGCUCCUUCAAAGUAGCUGCCGGGCGUUCAAGAGGCUGUCUUCCUCUUCGUCUUUGGCAGCAAGAAGCAGACCGGAGGGGGGAGAGAUGGAGAGGCCGAAGAAGAAGCAAGUGCUGCUCUUCCACUGUGAGGAGGCUGAAGAGUUGGCGCGCAAAGUUGCUGCUCAUUCUGGCCUCGUUAAGCUCCAAUGUAUUAACUGGAGGAGUUUUGAUGACGGGUUUCCAAAUCUUUUCAUAAAAAAUGCACAUGAUAUCCGAGGCCAGCAUGUUGCCUUUUUAGCAUCUUUCAGCUCAACAGCAGUCAUUUUUGAACAGCUUUCGGUCAUCUAUGCACUUCCAAUGCUAUUUGCUGCGUCUUUCACUGUGGUAUUGCCUUUCUUUCCAACUGGUUCGUUUGAACGAAUAGAGGAGGAAGGUGAUGUCGCAACUGCAUUUACCUUGGCUAGAAUGUUAUCCAACACUCCCAUCUCAAGGGGCGGUCCGACCAGUUUAGUUAUCUAUGAUAUACAUGCUUUGCAGGAAAGAUUUUAUUUCAGUGACACCAUUUUGCCUUUGUUUGUGACUGGGAUCCCACUUCUGAAACAACGUCUUCAACUACUUCCAGAGUCUGAUAAGGUAGUUAUUGCAUUUCCAGAUGAUGGAGCUUGGAAGCGAUUCCAUAAGCUGUUGGAUGAUUUUCCAGUGGUCAUCUGCAACAAGGUUCGUGAAGGGGAUAAAAGAAUAGUCAGGAUCAAGGAAGGGGAUCCUACGGGUUAUCAUGUUGUCAUUGUUGAUGACUUAGUACAAUCUGGUGGCACCUUAAUAGAAUGCCAGAAAGUGUUGGCAGCUCAUGGUGCAGCCAAGGUGAGUGCUUAUGUUACACACGGUGUGUUCCCAAAGAAGUCCUGGGAGCGGUUUCUUCACAAGAGCGAAGAAGUGGAGAAGGCAUUCGCCCACUUUUGGAUCACGGAUUCGUGCCCACAUACUGUGAAAGCCAUAGCCGGCAAAGCUCCCUUUCAGGUUCUGAGUCUUGCUGGUUCUAUAGCUGAUGCUCUUCAAAUCUGAGGAUUACAAGUGAACCAACAAUCAAUCAUAAUAAGAGUCUGUGGCUACAUGUAGCUAAAGUCUGUAUGUGAAGGACAAGUCACAUUCUUGUUGGCAAUUGCAGAGUCAAAAGUGAGCCAACCUAUAUUGUGAUCAAUAAACCUGUCAUGUUCAAUAAAGUUUGUCUUUGUCUUCCUCUCA